Molecule: messenger RNA, 2556 nt
Organism: Lathyrus oleraceus (garden pea)
Lineage: Eukaryota; Viridiplantae; Streptophyta; Magnoliopsida; Fabales; Fabaceae
Product: cellulose synthase-like protein H1
Exons: 9
Coding region: 194-2410 (738 amino acids)
Biological process (GO): cellulose biosynthetic process
Cellular component (GO): membrane
Molecular function (GO): cellulose synthase (UDP-forming) activity
Source: RefSeq, a predicted model, not a curated record
AGAAGUUAGACCUUAUAAAUCUAAUCCAUUCAAUAAUAUUUCCGGUUUUGUGUAGUUUCAAAAACGGAUAAGCAAGUAGACCUGUCCUACUAUAAACGUGUUAGUAAGAGUUUCAACAACAGACCACAUAAUCACAUAACAAUAAGUAAAGAAGACGAAUCGACACUCCCUCCCCUGUUAGUGUUGAACGAACAUGGCGAACGAGAACACUCUCCCUCUGUAUGAUAAAAUAUGGUUAAAGUACACAUUUUCAAGAGUCAUGGAUUCCUUCACUUUGUUCUUCCUCCUCUUGCUUCUUGGUUACCGUAUCUUCUAUGACAGAAAUUAUAGCAUCCCUUGUGUCCUUGCUAUGCUUUGUGAGUCAUGGUUCACCUUCACUUGGAUUCUCACCAUGAACACCAAAUGGUCUCCCGUUCGUACCAUAACUCACUUAGACCGUCUCAUGCUUCGAGUAUCGGAAUCCGAGCUUCCAGCAUUGGAUUUGUUUGUGACAACGGCAGAUCCAGUUCUAGAACCACCGAUAAUCACAGUGAACACAGUGUUGUCGUUAUUGGCACUUGAUUAUCCAGCUAACAAGCUAGCUUGCUAUGUUUCUGAUGAUGCAUGUUCAGUUCUUACCUUCUAUGCUCUUGUGGAAGCUACCAAAUUUGCUAAGCUUUGGGUACCUUUUUGUAAGAAAUACAAUGUUCAAAUUAGAGCACCUUUUAGGUAUUUCUUAGAUGAAGAUGAUGAUAGCAACAGAAAAGAGUUCCCAGAGUUUCAUCAAGACUGGCUUAGAAUGAAGGAGGAAUACUGUUAUCUGAAAGGUAAAAUAGAGAAUGCAGCACAAAAUUCAAUUCCUCUUGUAGAAGAGUUCGCUAUAUUCUCAAACACAGAUAAGAAAAAUCAUUCCGCCAUAAUCAAGGUAAUAUGGAAAAAUAAGGAAAAUCUUGAAGAUGGUUUGCCUCACUUAAUCUACAUAUCUAGAGAGAAAAUGCCUCAACAUCCACACCAAUACAAGGCUGGUGCUAUGAAUGUGCUAACAAGAGUUUCCGGAUUGAUGACAAAUGCUCCUUUCAUCUUGAACUUAGACUGCGACAUGCAUGUGAACAAUCCAAAGAUUGCUCUGCAUGCCAUGUGCAUUUUGUUAGAUUCAAAAGGAGAAAAGGAAGUUGCAUUUGUUCAAUGUCCCCAACAAUUCUAUGAUGGGCUAAAAGAUGAUCCUUUUGGAAAUCAGCUAGUGACAUUGUUUCUGUAUGUGGGAGGAGGAUAUGGAGGACUUCAAGGGAUUCUGUAUGCAGGAACAAAUUGCUUUCAUAGAAGAAAAGUAAUUUACGGCCUUUCUCCUGAUAAUGAUAUUCAAAUUGGAAAGAAAAAUGGAGGUGUUAUCAAUGAAAUGGAAGAGAUAUUUGGAACUUCAAAGAGUUUUCUUGAAUCGGCUACUUAUGCUUUAGAAGGGAAAAUAUUAAAUCUCAAUUAUAACCUUUGCAACUCUCUUGAGGAUGCAACAAAGGUUGCUAGUUGCAGAUUUGAACAAGACACUGCCUGGGGCAAACAGGUGGGUUGGUUAUAUGGAUCAACGUCAGAAGAUGUACUUACUGGAUUGAACAUUCAUAUAAAAGGUUGGAGAUCUGAAUUAUGUUCACCCGACCCGAUUGCCUUUAAGGGUUGUUCGCCUCAAGAUAACAUAAUAAAUAUGAUCCAACAAAAAAGAUGGGCUUCAGGAAUGUUUGAUAUUCUGGUCAGCAAUAACAAUCCAAUUUUGGGCUUUUUUUAUGGGAAACUUCAAUUUAGACAGGCUUUGGGGUAUUUUUGGAUCUUGAGUUGGGCCUUAAGAUCCGUUCCUGAAAUUUGUUAUGCUUCUCUACCUGCCUACUGCAUUCUCACUAACUCUACUUUCUUGCCUCAGAAGCUUUGGUUACAUGCUUCUUUGUUUGUGAAUUACAACAUAUCUACUUUAUCAGAAGGCUUAAAAACAGGAUUGUCUAUUAGAACAUGGUGGAAUAAUCAGAGGAUGAUAAGAAUUACAACCAUGAGUGCUUGGUUUUAUGGAUUUUUGGCUAUCAUACUUAAGCGAUUACGAAUAUCUGAACCUGUUUUUGAAAUAACAAAGAAAAACGAAUCAUCUUCUUAUGAUGGAAGAUUUAGUUUCAACGAGUCUCCGAUAUUUCUACCUAGUACAACUAUAUUGUUUGUCCAACUUAUGGCAUUAUUUACGAGCUUAUUUGGAUGGGAACCACGUGUUAGAAAUGGGCUUGGAUAUGGUUAUGGAGAAGUGAUUUGUAGUGCUUAUUUGGUUGCAUGCUAUUGGCCAUUUUUGAAAGGGUUGUUUGGAAUUGGAAAUCAUGGCAUCCCGUUAUCUACAAUAUUCAAAUCAACGAUGUUGUCUUUACUUUUUGUGUAUUUAUGUAAACUUUCUAUUAUAGUGUGAUCAAAUUCAUAUAGGUAUGCUAAAUGUGCUAUGUGCUAUUUCUUUGCAUUGACUUUACAUAUUGAAAUAAAUUCCUUGUAAAAUGGAAGAACAUUUAAAUAACUUAUAAAGUGUUUAUGUAAAUAAGAUGUGCAGUAUGGGGUAUA